Molecule: messenger RNA, 198 nt
Organism: Penicillium soppii
Lineage: Eukaryota; Fungi; Ascomycota; Eurotiomycetes; Eurotiales; Aspergillaceae
Exons: 2
Coding region: 1-198 (65 amino acids)
Source: RefSeq, a predicted model, not a curated record
AUGAAGUCGGCCUAUAUUUGUCUUAGCCUUUCCUUGGCCAUCCUGGUUGUUGCUGCUCCAACCCCGCAGAUUGCCACCGAAGGUGCAACUUGUAUCUCGGAACUGAUUUGCUCUUCGUUGACUGGUAGCGUUGUCAUCAAUGUCACUCCUGAGGAGAUCAGAGGGAACUGUGACAUCGUGAAUGAUGGGGAGAAUUAA